Brenthis ino (lesser marbled fritillary) is the source of this 1221-nucleotide messenger RNA. NCBI's taxonomy places the organism in Eukaryota, Metazoa, Arthropoda, Insecta, Lepidoptera, Nymphalidae. The record is from the annotation of a GenBank genome assembly.
AUGUCAAUCAGACAAAAUACAGGCGAAUUUACAAAACACAAACAACAACUAGGUAAACAGGGCCCGGAACCGGUCAACUUUCCACCGCGCUAUCAUCCGCCGCCACCUGCCACAGCCAGUUCUAAACUAGGCACUAUAGAUCCAACAUCUAAAGAGUUUAAACCUCCCAACUCAGUAAAGCAUAUUGACCCUAGUAAAUUCCAAUACUCCCUGGGAGUGCAAGGUUCUAUGCCUAUGCUCUAUCCUAGUGGGCCUUUUCCACAAGUGAAAUAUCUCCAAGGUUAUCCCGCUGGCUAUCCUGUGCCACCAGCUGCGCUUCGUGUACUUCGACCAGCCGGAGAGAUUGUGACGAAAGCAAUAGUUCACGAACCUGUAGAAGCAACAGCCCGUGCUAGAAGUGCCGACGACACUCAGCGGGUGCAACGUAAUUUAGAAGAAGAACAAAUUCACAGAAGAUCGGCUGACAUGCUUAAAUUUACGAAACGUAUUGAUUCCGACAAUACGAGACAGUCUACAGACCAGAGACGACAAAUUCAAACACUUUUAGAUGAGAUAAAAGCACUGAAGGAAGCCAAUCGUCGUCUGAGUGAUGAUAAUCAAGAACUUCGUGACUUGUGUUGCUUCUUAGAUGAUGAUCGACAGAAAGGACGAAAGCUGGCGCGAGAAUGGCAACGGUUUGGUAGAUAUACCGCAUCUGUGAUGAGACAAGAAGUAUCCGCGUAUCAAAGUAAACUACGAGAAUUGGAUGAUAAACAGCAAGAGCUUAUUAGAGAUAAUUUGGAAUUGAAAGAGUUAUGCCUAUAUCUAGACGAAGAAAGAGAAAGAAGUCCCUGUGUUAAUUGUGGAAGAACUGCUGGACGAGAAAGAGAUGACGGUGACGGAAGCAGUAGUGGCACAAACGCUGAAGAGGUCGCAAGGCCACCUCCAACAACGGUCUUAAUUACACAUCCACAGUUAGCGGAACGUACAGUACAAUAUGUCAAAGACUUAGAACAAAAAGUGAGACGAUUAGAAGCAGAGAAAGGCUUAGGGAGCGGACUCAAUGAAAGACCUGAAGCUGUAGUUCGAGCUCUGCAAGUGUUGGAGGUGAGAGAAAGAGUUGAAAGGGAAAGGAGGAGACCAGCUCCGGACUUAGACUCAGGUGAACAAGCUCUUGUUAGAGAAAUGUGUAACGUUGUGUGGGGUAAAUUGGAAGAUGCUCCUCCUCAAGCACCACCACGU